This is a messenger RNA of Rhinopithecus roxellana (golden snub-nosed monkey), 288 nucleotides long. It is a transcript of the gene DPH3P1, whose product is annotated as diphthamide biosynthesis 3 pseudogene 1. The coding region runs from base 1 to 288 and encodes 95 amino acids. Lineage: Eukaryota; Metazoa; Chordata; Mammalia; Primates; Cercopithecidae. Gene Ontology annotation, molecular function: metal ion binding. Gene Ontology annotation, biological process: protein histidyl modification to diphthamide. The record is from RefSeq and is a predicted model, not a curated record. The transcript has a single exon.
AUGGCAGUGUUCCGCGACGAGGUGGAAAUCGAGGACUUCCGAUAUGACGAGGACUCGGAGACGUAUUUCUGUCCCUGCCCAUGUGGAGAGAACUUUGCCAUCACCAAAGAAGAUCUGGAGAACGGGGAAGGCGUGGCAACGUGUCCUAGCUGCUCUCUCCUUACAAAAGUGACUUAUGACAACGAUCAGUCUGCGUGUGGAGAACCGGUCCCAGCCCCUUCAGUCAACAAAGAAUUAAGUGCUGACGAAGCCUUCAGGAAUCCGAAUCCUGGAAAUGAGCCCAGAUAG